AUGAUCUCUGCUCAAGAAGUGAAGUUUCCUUUCCAUACUAUUCAUAUCCCCGCAAGCAGCGAAUGGUUCGCAUGCUCUAACACGGCAUUUGCGAGCUACGCUAUAAAGUUAGCUGGUCCAGACUCCAUAGUAGAUCCGACUCAAUAUGGAGGUAAAACUGUCGCAAUACAAAAUUACAAAGCAACUAUUCAAGGAAAAGGAUUUCAUGCAUUUGUUAGUGAUGCACAAAGAAAUGUUAUUCCUCGAUCUAUUUGUGGGAAAUAUGGCACUGCAAACGAAAUAUUACCAAUAGCAGCAUGCGUGAAAGAAGUCAACCCUCUGUAUGGACAAUGGUGUUUAGAGAUAUUUAAUCCAUAUCUCAACGACCAAUAUAUCGAUGUUGUACUUUCGUUUACUCAAAGUGUUUUUGUAGUAGGUUCAUAUCGAAAGGAUUCUAAUCAAGACGAAGAAGUAAAGAAAAAUGAUUUAAUAAACUUCCCAGUUAAUGGCAAUAACAAAAAGAGAAAUUUCAGACGAAGCAACAUACUUCGCUUGGAUCGCUCCAUUUAA
Messenger RNA from Funneliformis caledonium, 549 nucleotides. NCBI's taxonomy places the organism in Eukaryota, Fungi, Glomeromycota, Glomeromycetes, Glomerales, Glomeraceae. The record is from the annotation of a GenBank genome assembly.